UUUGGACUUAGGACAGACACGCACCGAACUCGUCGUAUAGACUGUUCGCUCCUCGCGAAUUUGUGUACGAGACGCCUGUAGCCUCAAGCAUGAGUACUCCUUGUUGUCAAAAGCCGAAGCCUCUGAGCGAGCGUAUUCGGCAUUUCACUCCAGCAUGGCAUGCUGUGAACAUGGGGACCGGAGCGAUCUCGACGCUCUUUCACGUCUUCCCCUAUGGUACCCAAACUCGCGGAAUGCAAAUUGCAGCGCUUUUCUUCCUUAUCCUAAACUUCAUUUUCUUCGUCAUCCUCACACUAUGUGCUGUCGCACGAUACACCAUAUUCCGAGGAAUUUGGUCCUCUAUGAUACAUCAUCCUGUACAGAGUCUGUACUUGGGGUGUUUCCCGAUGGGUUUUGCGACGCUUAUUAUUGCGGCUGUGGGGAUUGUGUAUGAUUAUUUCGGAUUCGGAGGAACACGGUUGUUGUAUGCGCUUUGGGGACUUUGGUGGUUGGAUGUUGCUAUUUCGCUGGUGACAUGCUUUGGACAACUUCAUGUCAUGUUCACGCGCCAAACACACGAAACGUCUGCUAUGACGAUGGUCUGGCUGUUGCCUAUCGUUACUCUCAUCGUCGCAUCAUCAACAGGCGGAGUUGUCGCUCAAGCAAUGAUCCCAUUCGACGUUCCGCGCGUCUGCCUCACAUUGGCAGUUUGCAUGGCGCUUGUCAGCAUCGGAAUCACUCUCGCCAUUGCAGUCUUCACUAUUUACUUGCACCGUCUAAUCGUUCACGGCCUGCCAGAGGGCGUCACUAUAUUCUCCGCGUUCCUGCCUCUCGGACCACUUGGUCAAUCAGGCUAUGCUUUUUUGCUCCUCGGUGAAAUUUGUCGAGAUACUUUCCCGUUAACAGGCGGAGAUCCGGUGAUGAACGUAUUUGCGAACGAGCUAACACCGCAUAUUAUUUAUGUCUUAGCGUGGGUGGUGAGCUUUGCGCUUUGGAGCUUCGCAACGUGUUGGUUGUUGUUAGCCAUACUCGCACUUGGGGAUGUUUUGAAGAGAAAUUCGUUGCCGUUCAAGAUUACGUUCUGGGGAAUGAUAUUCCCUAACGGAGUAUAUGCAAAUCUGACAAUCCAACUCGGCCGCACACUCGAUUCACGUAUCCUCCAUAUAUGGGGCGCGAUAUAUGCAGUUGCAACAUUCCUGCUUUGGUGCUUCGCGAUGGCGCGGACACUUCCGAGUAUAUGGGACGGGUCGAUAUUCGAAGCGCCGUGUCUUGCCAAACCGGAGCGAGCUGAACUACUUGGAGAGGAUUCAGCUCGAACGAGCGUCGUGGAUGUUGCGAACGUUGCAGGUGCUGGCGAGGAGAGGCCUGUUCAGCAGGAGAAACGAUGAACAUCUUGGUAUUGGCAUUUGGAUAGCUGGAUAGACUUGAGAUUUUUUUUUGAAAGCUUUAGUAGCAAGGCAUGAUGAAAACUUUAAUUCCUGAUUCUGCUAAUGUUCUUACGC
Molecule: messenger RNA, 1481 nt
Organism: Fomitiporia mediterranea MF3/22
Lineage: Eukaryota; Fungi; Basidiomycota; Agaricomycetes; Hymenochaetales; Hymenochaetaceae
Exons: 5
Coding region: 90-1367 (425 amino acids)
Biological process (GO): sulfite transmembrane transport; transmembrane transport
Cellular component (GO): plasma membrane
Molecular function (GO): sulfite transmembrane transporter activity
Source: RefSeq, a predicted model, not a curated record